AUGACGACGUUUGAAUGCAAAGGAGUGCUAGUGGACUUUCCCUACGAACCUUACGAAGUUCAGAAACGAUACAUCGAAAAGGUUCUGGAAUGUUUGCAAAAUGGGCACAAUGGUGUGCUGGAGUCACCCACCGGGACGGGAAAAACGCUGUCAUUGUUAUGUUCGUCGUUAGCCUGGCUGUUGGCCAAAAAAGCAGCGAUUCAAGCCAACCGAAUGUGUCCGACGGAAAAUAAUUUAACUAUUUCAAUCAAUACAGCAGCUGGUGUUGACAAGAAUCCAAACAGUGCUUGGAAUGGAGUGAUUCGACCACCGCGUAUCAUUUACGGCUCACGAACUCACACUCAGCUGAAUCAAGUGAUGAAAGAACUUCGUCGGACUAAUUACAAACACAUGAAAGUUGGUAUAAUUGGUUCAAGAGAUCAGUUGUGUAUUCAUCCAGAAGUUACGAAAGAAGCAACUUCUUCAGUUAAAAUUGCAUUAUGCCGUGCUAAAGUCAGCACUCGAACAUGCCAAUUUUACAACAAUGUUGAACUUAAAUCAAAAGAAGCAUUUGUAGAAAACGGGAUAGCAGACAUAGAAGAUUUAGUAAAUAAAGGGAGAAAAUUUAACUGUUGUCCAUAUUAUGGAUCUAGAGAACUACAAAAAGAUGUGGACAUACUAUUCACUCCAUAUAAUUACAUUAUUGAUCCAAGGACAAGAAAAGCCCAAGACAUCCAAUUUAGUGAUGAUGUUAUCAUUCUUGACGAAGGACAUAAUGUCGAAAAGAUGUGUGAAGAAUCCUGUUCUGUAGAUAUAAGUAGCACUGACAUAGCUCUUUGCAUUGAUGCUGUGACUGAUAUUAUGAAAAAAUUGUAUGUUGAAAAAAAUACAGAAUUUUCUACUGAACCAAUACAGUUAAAGCCAAGAGAAUUCUCCGAUGAUGAUAUAUGUGUGUUAAAAGCAUUAUUUUUAGAAAUAGAAAAAGUAAUUGAUGGUAUUGAGCUUACGAAUAGUACAAAUGAUAAGAAAAUGGAAGGAUCUUAUAUAUUUAAACUGCUCCAAGGCGCGGAUAUAACACCUUCAAAUAUGUCUAAAUUUAUUAGUUUUUUAAGUUCUGUUACAUUAUAUAUGUCAUCAUCCAAUAGUGAUGCUCCUCAUCAAGCUAAAGAAGCAUGUUUGUACAAAUUUCAGCAAUUUUUAGAAUGUGUUUUGCAAAGUUUAGGAACUAACGGGGAUCCUAAGAAUACAGACAAAUAUUUUAGAACAUACAUACAGUUAGAGCAGAGUAAAUAUAAACCAAAAAAUGAUUCAAUUAAAUUUAAAGCACACAAAAAAGGAAAAACUUUAAAUUUUUGGUGCUUCAGUCCUGGAUUUGGGAUGAGAGACUUAUUGGAUCGAAAUGUUCGUUGUAUAAUACUUACAAGUGGUACAUUGUCUCCUUUAGCUGCAACCAUUUCUGAAAUAGGAAUUCCAGUUAAAGUACAAUUACAAAAUGCUCAUGUCAUCAAAAAUAGUCAGGUCUGUGUAUCAGUCAUAAAAUCUGGACCGAGUAACAAACCACUUAUAUGCAACUAUAGUAGCCGGAAUAAUUCUGAUUUUCUUACAAGCUUGGGUCAAACUCUAGUAAAUUUUUCUCGUAUUAUACCUGGAGGUACUUUGGUUUUUUUCCCUUCAUAUCCAUUUUUAGACCAGUGCGUUAAUCAUUGGCAGGGUUGCAAUAUUUGGUCAUCAAUCACUAAGAAUAAAUCUAUAUUUGUUGAACCUAAAAAUAAGGACGUGUUGAACAGCGUAAUUGAAGAAUAUUAUAAAGCCAUUCAAGAAAACAAGGGUGCUAUAUUGUUAGCCGUUUAUAGAGGAAAAGUGUCUGAAGGUCUUGACUUUUCUGAUUGGAAAGCUAGAGCUGUGAUUAUAUUAGGACUACCAUAUCCUCCUUACCAAGAUCCACGGGUUGUGAUGAAAAGAGAAUAUUUGGAUGAAAUGAGAAAAGAAAAUUCACAGUGUUUAUCUGGUCAAGAAUGGUACAAAUUGGAAGCUAUUAAGGCUGUGAAUCAAGCAAUGGGGCGAGUAAUAAGACAUAUUGGCGAUUGGGGUUCUAUUAUAUUUUGUGAUGAACGUUAUGCAGGUUUUAAUAUUAAAUCACAGCUCUCUGCUUGGUUACAACCUCAUAUAAAAAUAUAUGAUCAGUUUUCAAUAGCUUACAGAGAAAACAUGAAAUUUUUCAAAAAUAGUGGGGCAAUAAUGCCUUCUACUGUCUUAUUUUCAAAUGCUUCAUUUGACGAGCCAGCUCAAGCUACUGUAUUGAGGUCAAUUGAAUCAGUUAAAAGAAAAGUAUUGGAAGAUGGCACAAUAAAACUGUAUGAAGGUUACUGUAGUAAAAAUGAAAACAAAAUAGAAAAAACAAAUACACUGAUGAUUGCUAGUAGCUCUAAUAGCAUUUUAGAGUCUGUUGAUAUCUUUGAAGAGCAUACAAUAAUCAACACCAUAUCAGAAAGUCAGCCCUUAAAAAUUGAUGUAAUAUCUGAUUUAAAACCUUUGGCUAAAAAGCGUAAAUUAAAGAUAAUUCCUAAUAAAAUUGAGUAUCCCAAAACAAUAGUGGACUCAAAAAGUAAAAUCCUUAAUUUUAUGAAUAAUGUACGGACUGUACUAAAUGAAGAAAAUACAUACACAAAUUUUGUCAGAAUUGUUAGAAAAUACAUUACGGAAAAAAAUGUUAUUGAAUUAAUUGAAACUCUAGACAAAUUAUUUCCAAAAAAAACUCAAGAGAUUAUAAGUGUAUUACUAGAUUUAAAAAAGUUUUUGAAUAAUGAACCAAAUAAUCAAUUAUUAUCAGAUUAUUUUGAUCGAUUAUCGCCUGACGUGUAA
Molecule: messenger RNA, 2841 nt
Organism: Macrosiphum euphorbiae (potato aphid)
Lineage: Eukaryota; Metazoa; Arthropoda; Insecta; Hemiptera; Aphididae
Source: the annotation of a GenBank genome assembly